AUUAACGUUUACAAAAUUAGGCCCUCGACAUCACCUACGUGACUACCGAAAAAUUUCUUUUCUACCAAAUAAUAAUAAUAAUAACCUCGGAAAGAACGUGCAUUUUAUAUGUAUCUUCUGAUUUAUCGCCAGAAAUAGACUGAAUUAGCUGGACGUAAAGUGUAAUCUCGUCUGCCGAUAUUCGAGCGGCAGCAUUCGUGAGGUACAGUUGUACGGUCUCCUUUACGAUGAAAGUGUACGGUUGGCUUUUUACUUUCGCCUAUUGGCUGUAUUGCGUCGAUACCAGAGAUGAGGACAAAAUUAUGAAAGCGUGUUACUGGCCGAAUGAAAUGUAUGAGCCGUGUUUCGGUGGUUGCGCCGAGGUGUCGUGUGACAAUCCCCGUAACCACCUGCGACCCUGCUAUCCGUAUUGUGAGCCUGGCUGCGUGUGUGAGGAGCCCUACGUGCGGGAUGACCGCACCCAUCAGUGCGUACUGCCACAGGAUUGUUCACCGACACAAAUGGGAAUACCAGUACCCUCGAAGAAAAAAAGUAAACUACCGUCACCGCCGCCAGUUAUGCCUCCUGGAUCUAGCUUGCCCUAUGACAGCAGAAUGCUGCACUAUAAGCGAUCUGAAGGUGGAGAAAUUAUGGAGAACGAACUGUCUCUAUCACCUCAGCAUCCUGAAGAGCAGUUCAAGCGAGGAAACUCUGAUAUGUCCAGGAUGGGCAACUACUUCAACAUAGUGAUCGCUCCACCUCCGAUCAAAACUCUGCAGCCAAGAAAAAUGAUCUCUAACGACUAUCGCGUAGCCCCUAAACGAUACAGCUCAUAAAUAAAACUGUCA
Messenger RNA from Hyposmocoma kahamanoa, 827 nucleotides. RefSeq lists its product as uncharacterized. The transcript is spliced from 3 exons. The coding region runs from base 228 to 815 and encodes 195 amino acids. Lineage: Eukaryota; Metazoa; Arthropoda; Insecta; Lepidoptera; Cosmopterigidae. The record is from RefSeq and is a predicted model, not a curated record.